AGGGCGUUGUGGAGACACCCUCCUCAUUCAUUCGCAGAGAAAAGUCUUUGUCCGAAAAUACGUAGACGGGUGUAAUGUAUCCUUAAGCGACCGAAAGAAAAAAAGGAAAAGGGCGUUUUGACUUGAUCCAAGUCAUAGAGCGAGGAUAGCCCCAAUAUGCGCAGAGAGUGGGCUCUGUGUAGACAACCGCAGACUCCAAAGAGAAGCUGAAAUCUACAUUGGCAACUACAACUUUCAAAGCCAUUCAGUUUUUGGACCACUUUGAUCGCUCAUGCACCCAACUAACUAGGGGUUUUAAAAAAAAGAGGUUUGUGCGCUUUCCCUAGCGCACAAAGAGGACAAACUAACAUUUGUGCAUCCCAGAGGUUUUAAAGUUGCAGUCUGUGUUUGAGGAAGACAUGGCCAAGUUAUUCCGAGCUGCUAUCAUGGGACCACCAGGAUCAGGAAAAGGAACGAUAUCCCAGAGGAUUGCCCAAAGCUUUGGCCUGCAAUAUCUGUCCAGUGGCCACUACCUACGAGAGAGCAUAGCGGCAAACACAGAGGCAGGUGUGCUGGUGAGGACCUAUGUAGAAAGAAGCAUGCUGGUGCCUGACCAUGUGAUGACAAGACUGAUGCUGCCCAGACUGGAACACCUGAUCGGCCACAGCUGGCUGCUGGACGGUUUUCCCCGGACUCUGUCGCAGGCCCAAGCCCUGAGCAAUUUGUGUCAGCUGGACCUGGUCAUCAGCCUCAACAUCCCCUAUGAGACUCUGAAGGAGAGACUGAGCGACCGCUGGAUCCAUCCAGUCAGUGGCCGAGUCUACAACAUGGGCUUCAACCCGCCACGAGUGCAGGGUAAGGAUGACAUCACUGGGGAGCCACUGAUUCAACACGAUGAUGACAAACCAGAAGCCCUGAUGGCCAGACUGAGACACUACAAAGAUGUGGCCAAGCCGGUCAUAAACUUAUACAAGUCACAGGGAAUCCUGCACUCAUUUUCCGGUACAGAUACGGACCGGAUUUGGCCUUAUAUUAACUCCCUCCUCAGCACCAAGAUGCACAUGCAGCCAUCAGAUUUCUUCCAAACCCAAACACCCUGACACUUUUCUGAAUGAAAAGAUCACAGGUACAUGUCAAGAAGCAGCCAGAGGAUGUGGGAAGAUGUUUCCACAUGCAGCUUUCAGUUUCCUUAAAAGAGAGGUUUAGAGAGACGAUAAGGAAAUCCAACAUGCUUGUUAUUCAAUCACCAGGUGGUUUUUCAAAUGAAUGGUCCAAUGCAAAUAUUUCAAGAGCUUAGUUGAUUGUGUUGAUUUCUGCAUUAUCACAGUGAAAGGUUCAAGGCAAUUUCAAAACUGAUCAUUUUUGUAAAUCAUAAUUUUACAUAAGCACUCACCAUCAAGCAACAAUGUUUGUGUUUUUUUUUUAAAUCUGCUAUAUUUCCUAUUGUUAUACAUUGUAGCUCAUUCAGGGAAGCUGUGGUAAAACCAAAGGUUAAAAGAAAAAAAGUAUGUAGAGAAGGAAGGAUUUCCUUCACUGUAGCUCUCCAGUAUCAAUAUUUUAUCACUGACGACAGAGGGGUAAGGUAGAAUAUUAAAUCAAAAACCAACAUUAAAUAUGUGCUACAAAACUUGAUAAAAUGAUUAGGAAAAUAAGAACGUUAAUGAAAGCAAACUUAGCAAAACAUAACUUAAAUAUGUUAUCUAUUUAUUUACAGAUUUGAUUAAUUACACUUUAUAUUAGUUGUUUAUAAUCAGGCAAACAAUAUCUUGUUGUUGCCUCUACAAAUAUACUUUAUCAUUUUGGAGUGAAACCCUUUAAUUACCCUUCAAUGUGUAUAUAACUGGGGAGUUGUAGAUUCAUUGAGCUGAAUACACAUUACAAAAUCAUUUUAUUAAAGUCAGUCUCACCACAGCCUUAACUGACAGAUUCACAGAGGGCAAAACUGACAUUAAUGCAUUGUGUCUAAAUCCAAAAUCAAUCUUGGACAGCCAUUAUUUGGUUCAUUUUUUUCUAAAACAUUGUGCAAGCCUGAGUGAACCAGUUUUUAUUGUGCACUGUACAAACAGCUAUUCUUUACUUUUGUACUGAAAUGCUAAAGAUUAUUAUGCAUUCUGCAACUGAUAACACACAGGACAAUUUACUGGGCUGGUGCUGGACUUGUACAAGACUCAAGAAUCCCUCACAAUCACUCUACAGCAAACUCUGGCUGGGAUGAAGACCAAUGCACAGAAUAUAGUGCCUUCAAUGCUGUUACUUUCCUAAGGUUGCCUUGAAAUUUUAAUCUUCAAAAUGUCAAAGAUUGUUGUUUAUAAAAUGUAAUGUUUUGCAGUGUUUGUUUAACUUUAAGAUAUUGCUGGAUAUAACUUUAGUAAGUAAUAGGAUUUGGAAGCAGAACAAGGUCAUAUAUGUAAAGGUCUUAUUUUGAGGUUUGUUUGAAUGUAGAAAGCACUGCUGCAGGGUGAACAGCUUGUAAAAUGUUAACCUUGUAGAUUUUUUAUAUUUUUUUGUAAGUGAUUUUUUUUCUGAAUGUUUGAUUUUAGUUCCCACCCUACAGUAUAGCUUCUGGUCACCUGAAGUUAAAAGAAGGGUGUCAUAUUUUCACCCAAUGGCACAGGAGUUUGCUUUUGGCAAUCACAUAAGCACACCAGUACCUAACUUGUGCAAUAAAGACCAACAACUGGG
Messenger RNA from Perca fluviatilis (European perch), 2661 nucleotides. RefSeq names its product adenylate kinase 4 (gene ak4). Bases 399 to 1079 code for a protein of 226 amino acids. Gene Ontology annotation, cellular component: cytoplasm; mitochondrion. Gene Ontology annotation, molecular function: nucleoside diphosphate kinase activity; ATP binding; AMP kinase activity. Lineage: Eukaryota; Metazoa; Chordata; Actinopteri; Perciformes; Percidae. Gene Ontology annotation, biological process: nucleobase-containing compound metabolic process. The transcript is spliced from 5 exons. The record is from RefSeq and is a predicted model, not a curated record.